CUAUUUUUUCUUUAAAUAAUCUUGGAAAUUUCGGUUCAGAUCGCAUAUUAUCCGAACUAUAUAUAUAUAUAUAUAUAUAUAGAUAUAGAUAUAUGAAUAUCACAGAAUCGUUUUUAUUUUCAAUCUCCCUCUGGUUUUCAAAGAAGUGGAUCGAUGGCACGUGUCGUGAAUUAUCUCAUCAAUCCAUGUAUUUUACAUCGGUCCUCUUUGGUGACGAUGCGCGCCGAGGUAUUUUUGUAAAUUUCUCAUCUCGUCGCGCUGAUAAAAAAAUAAGCGCGGCUACGGGCGGAGUGGGGUAAGUUAUUGAUUUCCGUGUAGGGGUGUUAUAGCAAGAGGGUUGGAUGGAUAGGCAGAAGUGGGUGGGGUAGAUGCUGUGUCGGGGUGUCUCUUGCUCGCGCGUAUAUACCUGCGAGAGAGUCUACAGAGGGUAUAAAUAGAAGGGGUAGUUGCACCGUUGACCCAGUGUUGGGUUGACACACGGUCAGUUCAGUCACUCGAGGCAUCUCACGCACUCAUCACUCUCUUUCUUUUUCUCCUUCUGUCGCGUCGCACAAUCGCUGUUGCCACCGCCUUCUACUGAUUUUUUUAUCUACGUAAAUUGUUGAAGAAGAGAAAAAGGAGGUCUCGCUCAAGUCUUCGCUGACCCUUCAGGUCAAUCUGACGCGAUCCUGAAGCACUGCCCUUUCAUACCUGUUUGCUUCUUCCGAGUGCGAUUUUUUAUCCGAAAAAUUGUCAAAUAGUGAUACAAUCGCAACCUGGUGCUUCAUUGUCGAAAGGAAUACCUUUUGACGAUAAAAGAAAUAAGAAACAGAGUUAUUUCUACACCCCGUGUUCAUCGUAAUUGUUCGUUACAUCUUUACACGCAUAAGGGCGUAUUCCUUCUCGUCUCAUCGUCAGACGCGGGUCACUCGAAUCUUCCCCCGACAUAUCGUCGAGGCACGGACCAACUAAUGUGCAACGAGAAUCAGGCCUUAGCAGAAGUCAAUUCUCUACGGGAGAAUAAAUUCUUUCUGACUUAGACGGUGACUGGGCGUCAGAAAUCUUCAGUUUCGAAACAUCGAAUUGAAAUCGGACUGACAAAUCAAUUUCCAGCGACUAGUGCAGCUAAAAUUCGUUUUCGUUCGUCCAUCGUUAAAGAAGAAAAAUGUCAGAAACAACCGCAAUUACGCAGGGGAUGGGCAAUCCUUACAAGAUAGUCGAUCACACCAGGGAGCGACGAAAGGGCAUCACCGCCUCAUCGCUGAAGGAGUUGACCAACAUCGCACGCAGCCGACUGUCAUUGCCCGUGGAUGCUGAUCUAACAAUCGUGCUUGAACAGGAUGGAACAGAGGUAGAUGAUGAGGAAUAUUUCGCUACGUUAGAAAGAAACACGAGCUUGAUGGUGCUGCAUGGUGAUCAAAAAUGGGUCGCUGCAGGUGGUGGCAAGACAGCAUCUCGUUACAUCGUCGUAGAUGAUAUGGAUAACGUGGAUGAUGCUUCAAGAGUGGAUAAGAUUCGACGACAGCGAAUGCCCAUUGAGCCCCUGGUGUCGUCGUUGCAUGGCGACCCGUCGCAUAUCUCGCUCUUGGGAGGAAACGACUUGGAAUUACUCAGCGACAUGGAUCCUGACAGUUUAGCUGACAUAGUGCCUGACAGACUCUUCCUCGAGCAGUUGAAGGAAGCUUCAGGUAGAUUCUUAGCGGAGAAACGACAAGCGCAGGAGUCCAUGGCCCUUCUCCAGAUGUACGCGACCGGUGGUGAGAUGGAGCGAGCGUAGGCCAUGUGGGGGGUGGGCGCCCUCACAUUAGCAAAUAUGUACAGAGUGCGACGCCGAAUAUUCUAUAAAGGUCGCCAACUACAACAAACUCUGAUCUUAUUCUGGAAUUGAGCCCAUCGCUGCUAUUUACACAAACCGGUAGAGUAACUGAGAACACGAGCGUCAAUCGCUCAAGCUGAACACAGCUGUCAGUGAAGAAGAGAAUCUUAUAUGUUACUCUCGUGUACGAAGAACGCGAGAUGAAGAGACACUGUACAGAAAUACAAAUAAUUUGCGUUUGCCCAACAAUUUAGUAAUAACAAUAAUAAUAAUAAUAAUAAUAAUAAUAAUAAUAAUAAUAAUAAUAAUAAUAAUAAUAGUAAUAGGUUUCGCGUUUUAGAGGAAAUAGUAGCUCUAAGUUUUUUGUAGAAUUUUUUUAAUCUAUAUACACAUGAUUCAGUGGCACAACUAUGCUUUGGCAAUACAUUACAUCUUUAGUGAGCGUACGGAAUUGCUUUAAUACGACGUAAAUGAAAAAAAAAA
This is a messenger RNA of Monomorium pharaonis (pharaoh ant), 2278 nucleotides long. Its product is annotated as DNA fragmentation factor subunit alpha. The transcript has 3 exons. Gene Ontology annotation, biological process: apoptotic process; regulation of apoptotic process. Lineage: Eukaryota; Metazoa; Arthropoda; Insecta; Hymenoptera; Formicidae. Bases 1145 to 1756 code for a protein of 203 amino acids. The record is from RefSeq and is a predicted model, not a curated record.